Olea europaea var. sylvestris is the source of this 413-nucleotide messenger RNA. Its product is annotated as protein IQ-DOMAIN 31-like. Gene Ontology annotation, molecular function: protein binding. Bases 172 to 408 code for a protein of 78 amino acids. The transcript has 2 exons. NCBI's taxonomy places the organism in Eukaryota, Viridiplantae, Streptophyta, Magnoliopsida, Lamiales, Oleaceae. The record is from RefSeq and is a predicted model, not a curated record.
AGCUACACAAAAAUGGGUAUACCCCGGAAUAACUGGUUCGGUUUCGGCGUUUUGCGACGAAAACUAUUUGCAUCGUUUCAUCAUUAAAGCAACGUCGUUCUCUACACAAAUAACACCACUAGAACUGGAAGCUUCGACGAAGCGAAAACCGGAUCCAUCAGUGAAUGCAACAUGAAUGCCGGUUUGGAAUUUUUCUCCAGAGAAGAAUUUGCAGCCACCACAAUCCAAGCAUACUUCAAGGGUCAUCUUGCAAGACGAGCAUUUCGAGCACUGAAAAGCGUUAUAAAGCUACAAGCACUUGUUCGAGGGAUGUGUGUUCGAAGACAAGCACGUAUAGCCUUGCACUGCAUGCACGCACUCACUCGCCUGCAGAUCACCAUUCGAGCUCGCCAGCUUCUCUGCAACUAAUGAAU